Rhododendron vialii is the source of this 1020-nucleotide messenger RNA. Its product is annotated as plastidic ATP/ADP-transporter-like. Gene Ontology annotation, biological process: nucleotide transport. Lineage: Eukaryota; Viridiplantae; Streptophyta; Magnoliopsida; Ericales; Ericaceae. The transcript has 10 exons. Bases 1 to 1020 code for a protein of 339 amino acids. Gene Ontology annotation, molecular function: ATP:ADP antiporter activity. The record is from RefSeq and is a predicted model, not a curated record. Gene Ontology annotation, cellular component: membrane.
AUGGGGAUCUUAAAGGUGAAGGGCCAGAAAUACGAGGAUGGAGAUGAGGGAGUUGAUGGUUGGGCCAUCUCCUUGAAAGCAAUGAUGAACGUUGUAGUGCUGAUGGGGCUUACGAUCUGUGGUCUUUAUUGGUGGGUGAAAGAAGGUACUGGGAAGCUUAAGUUGAGAAACCGAAGAUGGGGACAAUGGAAAGCACAAAGUUCUUACAUCAGAGAUCUUGCCACUUUGGUGGUUGCUUAUGGUAUUAGUAUCAACCUGGUUGAGGUAACAUGGAAAUCAAAGCUCAAGGCUCAGUUUCCAAGCCCAAACGAGUACUCUUCAUUCAUGGGUGACUUCUCAACUGCGACUGGGAUAGUGACUUUCAUAGUGAUAAUAUUUUUUAGCAAGAGUGCAAAGUACAGCUUGUUUGAUACCUGCAAAGAAAUGGCCUAUAUUCCUUUAGAUGAGGAAACAAAGGAAAAAUACAAUGAGGUUAAAGGCAAAGCUGCCAUCGAUGUUGUUUGCAACCCCCUUGGGAAAUCAGGAGGUGCUCUGAUCCAACAGUUCAUGAUCCUAACUUUCGGGUCACUUGCAAACUCAACCCCUUACCUUGGUGGGAUACUACUAGUGAUUCUUCUUGCCUGGCUAGCGGUAGCCAAGUCGUUGGAUACCCAGUUCACUACUUUGCGUGAGGAGGAAGAACUCGAGAAGGAGAUGGAAAGAGCAGCCCUCAAGAUCCCAGUUUUGGCUGAAAAUGAAGGCGGGAAUGGUUCUCUUUUGAUUGGGGGGCCAGCAUUGAAUCCAACAGGAGGCAUAUUAGCUGUUGUUGACGGUGAGGAUGCCACUCCAAAGAGCAAACUCCCGCUGGCACGCAGAGUUCUGGCCGCGGAAGGGCAAGCUUUAAUGCCCCUUGAGUUUGAUUUGGAGGAAAGUGCAUGUAUGAAUGGUUGCGGGCACAUUUUUUGUGGAACUUUGUCCACACAUCUGGGUGACUGGGUCCACAAUGCUCUUUACACCCCAUUUGCCUAUAAACACAAGUAG